Molecule: messenger RNA, 2301 nt
Organism: Oncorhynchus mykiss (rainbow trout)
Lineage: Eukaryota; Metazoa; Chordata; Actinopteri; Salmoniformes; Salmonidae
Source: RefSeq, a predicted model, not a curated record
AUGACGGUUGCACCAGGUGACCCGGGGGAUGACGCAUUCGAACUGGAACCGGACCACGAGUGCUGUGAGCGUGUAGUCAUCAACAUCUCCGGGCUUCGCUUCGAGACUCAGCGGAAGACCCUCUCCCAGUUCCCUGAGACCCUGCUGGGGGACCCCAAGAAGAGGAUGAGGUACUUUGAUCCUUUGAGGAACGAGUAUUUCUUCGACAGGAACCGGCCCAGUUUUGACGCCAUCCUCUACUACUACCAGUCAGGAGGGAGACUGCGUCGGCCGGUUAAUGUCACUCUAGACAUCUUCUCUGAGGAGAUCCGCUUCUAUGAGCUGGGAGAGGAGGCCAUGGAGAUCUUCAGAGAGGAUGAGGGCUUCAUUAAGGAAGAAGAGCGUCCUCUCCCGGAGAAUGAGUUUCAGAGACAGGUGUGGCUGCUGUUCGAGUAUCCUGAGAGUUCCGGCGCGGCCCGUAUCAUCGCCAUCAUCAGUGUCAUGGUGAUCCUGAUCUCUAUCGUGUCCUUCUGCCUGGAGACACUCCCAGUGUUCCGGAACGACCAUGAAGACAACAAUGUGUUCCAGCCCUUCAACAACUCCACCUCUUCCUACACGUCUUCCUACUUCACUGAUCCCUUCUUCAUCCUGGAGACGCUCUGCAUCAUCUGGUUCUCCUUUGAGUUUCUCGUCCGCUUCUUCGCGUGUCCUAGUAAAGCCGGGUUCUUCGGUAACAUUAUGAAUAUCAUCGAUAUUGUGGCGAUUAUUCCAUAUUUCAUCACGUUGGGCACAGAGCUGGCAGAGAAACCUGAGGACGGGCAGGCUGGGCAGCAGGCCAUGUCCCUCGCCAUCCUCAGGGUCAUCCGUCUAGUCAGGGUAUUCAGGAUCUUCAAGCUGUCCAGACACUCCAAGGGGCUCCAGAUCCUGGGCCAGACCCUGAAGGCCAGCAUGCGGGAGCUUGGCCUUCUCAUCUUCUUCCUCUUCAUUGGAGUCAUCCUCUUCUCCAGUGCUGUUUACUUCGCAGAGGCCGACGAGGCGGACUCCCAGUUCAGUAGCAUUCCAGAAGCCUUCUGGUGGGCCGUGGUUUCCAUGACCACCGUGGGCUACGGCGACAUGGUGCCCACCACCAUCGGCGGGAAAAUCGUUGGAUCGCUCUGCGCCAUCGCCGGCGUGCUGACCAUUGCGUUACCAGUUCCUGUCAUCGUGUCCAACUUCAACUACUUCUACCACCGGGAGACAGAGGGCGAGGAGCAGGCGCAGUACCUGAACACACCCAGUGUGCCCAAGGCCGACUCAGCCGAGGACCUGAAGAAGAGCUGCCGCAGCGGGAGUGGUUCCACCCUCAGUAAGUCAGACUACAUGGAGAUACAGGAAGCUGCACUGAACCACAGCACAGAAGACUUCAGAGCAGAGAGACUCAAGACAGGCAACUGCACCCUGUUGGCUAAUGCUAACACCUUGACUACUGCUAACACGCCAGGUAAUGCUAACACCUUGACUAAUGCUAACACUCCAGGUAAUGCUAACACCUUGGCUAAUGCUAACAUGCCAGGUAAUGCUAACACAUUGGCUAAUGCACUAUCUAACACUAACACGCUGGCUAACACAAACUAUGUCAACAUCACCAAGAUAAGAACGGACGUAUAGCUGGAUUCAGACGGUAUAACACCAACUUCCUGGCCUGUCGGGGUUGACAGGGAACUGGAAGGAAAUAGUAGAGGAGGGUGGAGGACUGAGUAAAGACCCUUCCUCUCUCUGAUGUUGUAAAAGGCUUGGAGCCCCUACUGGAGCUGUCCAGACUAGAUCACUGAAACUCUGAUAGAGGCCCUGCAAGGUGGACCUUAGCCCCUAUCUUACCCCCCCAAACUGACCAGUUCCUAACUCAAGCCCCCCUCACCCAUCCACCUCUGUUAAGAGGUGAAUCUUCCCUGUGUUCAGUGUCUGCAUGGCAUUAGUCUGGUCAGUGUGACUGUUAAACUGUUCAGUCGUCAUCUGUAUACACUGCUCCCUACAGUAGCCCAAUAGUAGGCGAACUGCCGGCUGAUACUAGACCUAAAAACUCUCAGACACCAUAGAGGGACCACUCUGCUCAUAUUGCCAAAAUCCCGUCAGCAGAGAUCUAGGAUCAGUUUUCCCUGAACAAGUCCUAGCCGUAACCAAUAGGAGAUAUACUGCAAAACUGACCUUAGAUCAGCGUCUCAUCAUCUUCUAAUUACUUAGCUCUAACUGCCAGCCGAUAGGAGCUUAUUGACCCCACCUCUCCCCCAUACGGCCUGAUACUCUCUCCCACCUCAUACCCCCUGAUACUCUCUCCCACCCCAU